CCCCAAAUUUCGCAGCCCCGAUCGCUACCUCAUUAAUUUAGACGUGUGAUCAGAAAUGGCGGAAAGAUUACUCGAUGUCGAGCUAUUUUUGUCUCCCAAAGCUCAUUAGGUGCGGAAGGGUGACGGUGAAAACACAGCACGCGCACGAGGGACGCGGCUCUUGUGUCUCGCGCCUUUGAGCUCAGGUUACCGCGAACGUCGCUCUGCGUCUGAACGCGUCCCAAAACACCCACUUCUGCGUUCUGGGGGAAAAAACACACUCCAUCGGACACUUCGAGGGACGAACUGCUUGAAAAUGUUGACCCUGUUGUCGGCUAUGUACUUGGUGUCCCGCACGGCUUCGGCGCAGGCCGAACCGAUCCGUGUGCUGGUGACUGGCGCAGCUGGACAGAUCGCUUAUUCUCUGCUCUACAGCAUCGCUAAAGGAGAUGUGUUCGGCAAGGACCAGCCAAUCAUCUUGGUGCUUCUGGAUAUCACUCCCAUGCUGCCUGUGCUGGAUGGGGUCGUCAUGGAGCUGCAGGAUUGUGCUCUUCCACUUCUGAGGGGUGAGGCAAAGAAGACCGUCAAGGUGCUAGUUGUGGGAAACCCAGCCAACACCAACUGUUUGAUCGCCUCCAAAUCAGCUCCCUCUAUUCCUAAGGAGAACUUCUCCUGCCUGACCCGUCUGGACCAUAACAGGGCCCGCUCUCAGGUGGCGAUACGUGUCGGUGUGCCCUCUGACAGUGUGAAGAAUGUGAUUAUCUGGGGAAAUCACUCCUCAACUCAGUACCCAGAUGUGCACCACGCUAUCGUGAACAAUCAUGGGAAGGAGAUGUCAGGUUUUGACGCAGUGAACGACGAAAGCUGGCUGAAGGGCGACUUUAUCACUACGGUGCAGCAGAGAGGUGCAGCUGUCAUCAAGGCCAGGAAGCUCUCCAGUGCAAUGUCUGCUGCCAAAGCCAUCUGUGACCACAUGAGGGACAUCUGGUUCGGCACUCCAGAUGGUGAGUGGGUGUCUAUGGGUAUCUACUCCACUGGUAAUUCCUAUGGAGUUCCUAAUGACCUCAUGUACUCCUUCCCUGUUAUGAUCAAGAACAAGACCUGGAAGGUGGUUGACGGACUCGCCAUCAAUGAUUUCUCCCGCGGUAAGAUGGAUGGCACCGCCGCUGAGCUGGUAGAGGAGAGAGACACAGCACUCACCUUCCUUGGAGCGUGACUUGAUGUCUCCACAACAAUGCGGCAGCCGUUAGACUCUUCAAAGUCCCCAAAUCCCCGACUGUAAAGUCCUGUAGAUAUCAUAGCUGACCGUGUGUGGAUAUUUAUGCCUCUUAACGUAUGCGUGUGUGCGUUACUUCACAAGAAACAUUUGCAAUGUAACUUCCUCUGCUUGGAGUGUCUGGCGCAACACCUGAAGAACAUUUCCAAUUAAAACCGUUACGCACAUAGUUGUCCUGACCAAAAUAAUGAUCAUCUGUCAUACAACAAUAAAAGACCAUGUGGGAAAUAAA
Molecule: messenger RNA, 1487 nt
Organism: Sinocyclocheilus anshuiensis
Lineage: Eukaryota; Metazoa; Chordata; Actinopteri; Cypriniformes; Cyprinidae
Product: malate dehydrogenase, cytoplasmic-like
Exons: 9
Coding region: 296-1195 (299 amino acids)
Biological process (GO): malate metabolic process
Molecular function (GO): L-malate dehydrogenase (NAD+) activity
Source: RefSeq, a predicted model, not a curated record